Molecule: messenger RNA, 557 nt
Organism: Nannospalax galili (Upper Galilee mountains blind mole rat)
Lineage: Eukaryota; Metazoa; Chordata; Mammalia; Rodentia; Spalacidae
Gene: Mif
Product: macrophage migration inhibitory factor
Exons: 3
Coding region: 118-465 (115 amino acids)
Molecular function (GO): phenylpyruvate tautomerase activity; cytokine activity
Source: RefSeq, a predicted model, not a curated record
GAGCCGCAUUCUCGCUGGGGGCGGAACCGAGCAGCGGUCACGUAGCUCAGGUCCUCCGGCGUCUGCUCCCUCGUGGGUCCUGAACCUUCCGCCCAGACCCGCCGUGUUGCCGCCAUCAUGCCGAUGUUCAUCGUGAACACCAACGUGCCCCGCGCCUCUGUGCCGGACUCGCUCCUCUCCGAGCUUGCGCAGCAGCUGUCGCAGGCCACCGGCAAGCCUGCCCAGUACAUCGCAGUGCAAGUGGUUCCGGACCAGCUCCUGGCCUUCGGCGGCUCCAGCGACCCCUGCGCGCUCUGCAGCCUGCACAGCAUUGGAAAGAUCGGAGGCCCGCAAAACCGCACGUACAGCAAGCUGUUGUGCGGCCUACUGGCCGAUCGCCUGCGCAUCAGCCCGGACAGGAUCUAUAUCAACUUCUACGAUAUGAACGCGGCCAACGUGGGCUGGAACGGCUCUACCUUCGCUUGAGGGCUGGCCUGGCCUCCUGGAGCCUCGCCGGUAUGGACGCCCACCUCUCCUGAUCGGAAGAAAUAAACGGUUUAGAGACCUUGUUUUCCUCA